Molecule: messenger RNA, 2899 nt
Organism: Pantherophis guttatus
Lineage: Eukaryota; Metazoa; Chordata; Lepidosauria; Squamata; Colubridae
Product: vomeronasal type-2 receptor 26-like
Biological process (GO): G protein-coupled receptor signaling pathway
Cellular component (GO): plasma membrane
Molecular function (GO): G protein-coupled receptor activity
Source: RefSeq, a predicted model, not a curated record
AUGGCCAUCAUUGGGGGACUAGGUCCUGAUACAUCAUCCUUUAUGGCAGAAAGUGUACAUGUCUACAAAAUUCCACAGUUGACUUAUGGUUCCUUUGCCCAAGAGGACUUUCAGAUUACUGAGUUAUUUCCACUUUAUUACAUGGUCCCAAAAGAAGAGCAUCAGUACAUUGGACUUAUACAACUUCUUCUCCAUUUUGGAUGGACAUGGAUUGGACUCUUUGCUUCUGAAAAUAAGGAAGAACGUUUUUUGCAGAAACUGCAGCCGUUGCUUUCACAGAACGGGGUCUGUUUAGCUUUCACACAAAACAUUCCACAACAUCUCCACUUGGAAGAUUUGUCAGAAUUGUUAGAUUCAGUCUCAAUUAUUUCUGAUAAAUUGAUGGAUCAAAAAUCGAAUGUUUUUCUUGUCCAUGGAGAAUCCAUGUCAAUAGCGUGGCUCAUAAGUGUCAUGUUUCUACGUGGUUCCGAAAAUAAAGAGAGUGCAUUAUUUAGGAAGGUUUGGAUCCUGAUGAAUUCAAUUGAUUUCAUCCUGCUGGGAAAUCAAAGGAGUUGGGAUGUCCAUUUUUUCCAUGGGGCUCUUUCCUUUACUGUGCAUACAAGAGACAUUCAAGGCUUUAAAGAAUAUCUUCAAGCCAUCCAACUUUCAACCCACAAAGAUGAAUUUCUCCAAGAGGUUUGGGAGCAAUUGUUUGAUUGUUCAUUUUCAAAUACAGAAUUAUUUUCAACGAUCACUGAAACCUGUACUGGAGAAGAGAAUUUGGAGAAUAUACCUGGUCCUCUGUUUGAAUUUCAGAUGACUGGCCAAAGCUACAGUAUCUACAAUGCUGUACAUGCAGUGGCACAUUCUUUGCAUGAGGCAGUGAGAUCCAAAUCCCAACCAAGAGAGAUUCAAAGGGUUGAAUUUCCAAAUCUGCAGCCUUGGCAGAGAGUCAAAGUUGGAAAGAUGAAUCCUCAUAUUCCCAAUGUGAAGGAAUUAAUCAUUGAUGAAGGUGUCAUUGUGUGGCACCCAGCUUUUAACCAGGUUCUUCCAAUUUCUCUGUGUAAUGAGCAUUGCUCCCCUGGAUACUGGAAGAAAGGGUUGGAAGGAAAGCAAUUCUGUUGCUACGACUGUGUUCUGUGUCCAGAAGGGAAGGUUUCAAAUCAAAAGGAUAUGGAUGACUGUUUUCAAUGUUCAGAAGAUCAUUAUCCAAAUAAAGAAAAGAAAGGCUGUAUCCUGAAACUGCUGGUCUUUCUAACUUUUGAAGAAACCUUAGGAAUUGGUUUAUCCUCAGCAGCUCUUUGUUUCUUCCUCUUGACAUCUUGGGUACUUGGAACUUUUAUUAAGCACAGGGAUACUCCCAUUGUCAAAGCCAACAACCGGUCCCUCACCUACACCCUCCUUGUCUCUCUUCUGCUCUGUUUUCUCUCCUCUUUGCUCUUCCUCAGCCAACCUGGCAAAGUGACCUGCCUUCUCCGACAACCAACUUUUGGCAUCACCUUCUCAGUGGCCAUUUCCAGUGUUCUGGCCAAAACCAUCACCGUGGUUGUGGCUUUCAUGGCCACUAAACCUGGUUCUCAGAUGAGAAAAUGGGUGGGAAAAAAAUUGGCCUUUUCUAUUGUCCUUUUUUGCUCCCUCUUCCAAGUAUGUAUUUGUACUAUUUGGUUGUUCUCAUUCCCUCCAUUCCCUGAGUUGGACAUGCACUCAGAGCUCCAGGAAAUGAUUUUACAAUGCAACGAGGGGUCAACUUUCUUCUUUUAUUGUGUCUUGGGAUACAUGGGUAUCUUGGCCAUUGCCAGCUUUAUUGUGGCUUUCUUUGCCCGUAAAUUACCCGGCAGCUUUAAUGAAGCCAAGUUCAUCACCUUCAGCAUGUUGGCCUUUUGCAGUGUGUGGAUCUCCUUCUUUCCAGCCUAUCUGAGCACAAAAGGAAAAGCCAUGGUAGCUGUGGAGGUCUUCUCCAUCUUGUCCUCCAGCACUGCAUUAUUGGGAUGCAUAUUUUUGCCAAAAUGCUACAUCAUUGUUUUCAGGCCUGAGCUAAACCACCGCGAACAACUUAUAAAGAGAAUGUAGGACAUCAAGUGUUCUUUCUGGCUAUGGAAAUGAUUAACUGAACAAAAAGAGUAGAGUGCUGCUAUCUACAGGAAAUUAUAGAUGUCAUUGUUUCUAUCAAACAAGCUUUUGUGUAAAAUUGGGAUUAUUAUUAAAAUUCAUUGUUGCCUAUUCCAAAUGAAGUGCUCAUUUUGCUACAUUUUCAGCAGUCCUCCAAGGUUGCUUAACCUAAUCCUUUUUUCCUUUGAAUACAUCAAAGCUUUUUUGAGAUUUUGAGCAUCUAUCUCUUUAUAUUCUUAGGAGAUUGGAGAGAUUUAUUUUAAGGACACCUAAAGGUUUGCAGCUUCCAGUUCUUGAAAUGUAAAAGUUAGAAAAUCUUUGAACAUGUAACAGACGUUUAACUGUGUUUUUGGAAAUGUUUUCAUGAACGAUUGCUCUCCAUCCACUAAUGUAUAUCUACUGUACCUAAUUAUCCAAUUUUAAUAAUGUUGCAAUUUAGGGACAUUAUAUAAAACAUAGUCCUCUUUCUAACUCAUCCCAUUAGAAGUAUAUGCUGACCAUUGAUCAUAAUAAAUUUUGAUUUAAUUUGGUUUGAUUUGGGUGUGUCUUCCACUAGUCUUUUGGAUGAGACCCUUUCCAUUAUGCAUUGGCUAAUAAAAUACAUCAUCAGGCUGGAAAGCAGGAGACCCUGAGUUCCAGUCCUGCCUUAGCUAUGAAAGUCAUCUGGCUAUCUUUAGGACAGUCCUUCUCUCUCAGCCCAACCCACCUCACAGGGUUGUUAUUUGGGGAAAAUAGGAAGAUGAAAGUGUGUUAGAUAUUUUCAAUGCCUUGAGUUAUUUGUAAAAAUAAUAAAACCUAUAUGUGUGUGUGU